Messenger RNA from Merops nubicus (carmine bee-eater), 460 nucleotides. RefSeq names its product 26S proteasome non-ATPase regulatory subunit 7. NCBI's taxonomy places the organism in Eukaryota, Metazoa, Chordata, Aves, Coraciiformes, Meropidae. Gene Ontology annotation, cellular component: proteasome complex. The transcript is spliced from 5 exons. Gene Ontology annotation, biological process: proteasome-mediated ubiquitin-dependent protein catabolic process. Gene Ontology annotation, molecular function: metallopeptidase activity; protein binding. The annotation marks the transcript as partial. The record is from RefSeq and is a predicted model, not a curated record.
AAUAGGGAAAGUUGGAAAUCAGAAACGAGUCGUUGGUGUGCUGCUGGGCUCCUGGCAGAAAAAGAUACUAGAUGUGUCCAACAGUUUUGCAGUACCUUUUGAUGAGGAUGACAAGGAUGAUACUGUGUGGUUUCUAGACCAUGACUACCUGGAGAACAUGUAUGGAAUGUUUAAGAAGGUUAAUGCUAGAGAAAGAAUAGUUGGUUGGUACCACACAGGCCCUAAACUACACAAGAAUGACAUCGCCAUCAACGAACUGAUGAAAAGAUACUGUCCUAACUCUGUCUUGGUGAUUAUUGAUGUGAAGCCAAAGGACUUGGGGCUGCCCACAGAAGCUUAUAUUUCAGUUGAAGAAGUUCACGAUGACGGCACCCCCACCUCCAAGACGUUCGAGCACGUGACGAGCGAGAUCGGGGCCGAGGAGGCCGAGGAGGUCGGCGUGGAACACUUGCUGCGGUAA